Petromyzon marinus (sea lamprey) is the source of this 4110-nucleotide messenger RNA. It is a transcript of the gene ERGIC1, whose product is annotated as endoplasmic reticulum-golgi intermediate compartment 1. Gene Ontology annotation, cellular component: COPII-coated ER to Golgi transport vesicle; endoplasmic reticulum; endoplasmic reticulum membrane. Lineage: Eukaryota; Metazoa; Chordata; Hyperoartia; Petromyzontiformes; Petromyzontidae. Gene Ontology annotation, biological process: retrograde vesicle-mediated transport, Golgi to endoplasmic reticulum; endoplasmic reticulum to Golgi vesicle-mediated transport. The record is from RefSeq and is a predicted model, not a curated record.
UGAAUAGCAAGCACGGAGCUCCGUGUGUGUACACCCCGCUCUGCCCAAUGAGAGUUUUUUUUGGAGCGUGCACAGCGCCUUAUGUGCACUGGCAAAUCCACUCGCUCGUGCCGGGAACGCCGGGUUGUGAACGCACCCGACGAGACUUGUAGUUACACACCGACGAGACUUGUAGUUACACACACACAGAGUUGGAAAGUUACACGUCGCCAUCGUCAUCAUCAUCAUCGUCGUCGUCGUCAGCGUCGUCUCUCUACGUAAACGUCGUUGUAGGGAGUUAAAUCGCGGAGCCGGUAGUUUUUUUUGUGUGUGCGACUUUUGUCAACAUGCCUUUUGACGUACGAAGGUUGGACAUUUACCGUAAGGUUCCAAAGGAUCUGACUCAGCCAACCUACACAGGGGCACUGGUGUCCAUUUGCUGCUGCCUGUUCAUUCUCUUCCUCUUCCUCUCCGAACUCUCGGGGUUCAUCACCACUGAAAUCGUUAGUGAGCUCUACGUGGACAACCCGGAAAAAGAUAGCACGGGAAAAAUAGAAGUUAAGCUGAAUAUCAGCCUCCUGAAUUUACAAUGCGAUGUGGUGGGUUUGGACAUCCAGGAUGAGAUGGGGCGGCACGAGGUGGGGUUCAUCGAGAACUCGAUAAAAAUCCCACUCAACGAGGGCAGCGGCUGCCGGUUUGAAGGAGUUUUCCUCAUUAACAAGGUCCCGGGCAAUUUCCACAUGUCGACGCACAGCGCGCUCAUGCAGCCAGAGAAGCCGGACAUGACGCACACGAUCCACAAGCUCACCUUUGGAGAGAAGAUUUAUGGAGCAAACAUUCAGGGUGCAUUCAACGCCUUAAAGAACACCGAUCGCAUCGAAUCAAACCCUCUCUCCUCCUACGAUUACAUCAUCAAGAUUGUGCCGACGGUCUAUGAAAACCUUCAAGGACACCAGCAACUCUCUUACCAGUACACCGCAGGAUUCAAGGAGUACAUGGCAUACAGCCACACGGGGCGCAUCAUCCCGGCCAUCUGGUUCCGCUACGACCUGAGCCCCAUCACUGUGAAGCACGUGGAGAGGAGGCAGCCCGUGUACCGGUUCAUCACCACGAUAUGCGCCAUCGUGGGAGGUACCUUCACCGUGGCCGGGAUCAUCGAUUCGGUCAUCUUCACCGCCUCCGAGGCCUGGAGGAAAGUGCAGCUCGGCAAGAUUCAGUGAACGUCCCCAAGCUUCGACGUGGUCCGGCCCUCCUGAUGAGCUCCCCUCGGACUCGUAGUUGGACUUGUAUUUAAAUAUGAAUUUGCUGGGAAGGUGGAGGGAAAUUAAAUUGUGGGGUUUACUGGGUGGAGGGUAAGUGGCAAAAAAGCAUUUCUGUAUAAAUUCCCCUGCGAUGGGAGUAAGGCUUAAUUUCAAUUGGCACCGUGGCCUCAAAUGCACGCUGUCACACUGCAAACUUUUAAAACAUAUUUUGUUUUGGAACAAUUUUUAAAACACCGUUCUGUUUCAACGUAAAGUAAUUCAUAUAAAUGGGUGGAAUAGAGAUACUGAACAUUAUUUAAAUGUACUUGUUUUCAGGCCAAAUGAAUGUUGGCACAUUCCCCUGUGAAUGUUAUCAGUUUACUAAAAUAGGAAUUGGGAAGCACUCACGCUUGAGUAUUGCAUUUUGUAAAUAAUAGAUUAACUAAAAUAACAUUGGUUGCAAGCCAUUUGGCUAUUCCAAAAUUAUCUUGUUUAGAGAAGUUGGCAACUAUAUGUAGAGAAGUUGCCUUCCGUUGCGUCCACAUCGCUUCAUUUGUUUUGCAGGUUGUGCCGGGGUUUUCUCUUCUUCCAUUUAGCCUGGUUUUAAAAACGUGUGCGGAUUUAAACAGGCAUUUUAAGUCAACACAUUUUUAACGGCCUUUUUUCAUUCAAAUUUAAGCCCAAGUCAGGAUGUUGGCCUGGCGAAAAAGAUAGCGUGUCUAUGGCAAUAUUAUUUUCCAUGUUAAUUCACCAAAGGGAGGUAUUUAUUUGGGAGGUGGAAGAAUCUAACGGUAACCGUUGAAAAGUCCUGUUUUUGAAUGGUUGCCAUAUUUUUCGAUUCGAAUAGGCCAGCAAGGAUGGGCAUUUCUUCAAAACCCAACUGGCCAGUUGGCUUAGCGGUAGAUCGAGCGGUUCGCAAUCAGAAUUUUACGAGUUCAUCUCGUGCUUGGGAGUUGACUCAGCCCAUCAUCCCUCCGGGGUUGAUAAAGUAAGUUACCCAUUUUGUGAGGGAAGCCAACAGCGGUUGUCUUAUGGACAGACACAUCCCCGCUAUAGGAUAGUGUUGAAUGUCCACCACCGGCUCAGCUGUCAACAGGAAAUGCCGCGUGCGAAUCCCCCGUAAGAUGGGAUGCAUUCCAUUACCCCAAUGCUUGUUUUGCGAAUGACGAAUGAUAAACACUUGUAUCGUCACGACGCAUUAAAUAUCAACAGUUUGGUGGCAAGUGACAAACGUGUGCAUCGCAACAACAUUGCUUUGGUAAAUCCUUCACCUUCCUGGGGGUGAUAUCAUUUGUCACCUUCUGAUCAUCUUUCAAUUGUCCGCUUUGGCGUUCGCAGGCUGAUUUUAAUAGGAAGAUCGGAUUAUUUAAUGGCUAAUUUUCUUUACUUCCGCCUCUCAUUUUAGGUGAAAGGGAAAUUCUCAUUUAUGUAGAGAAAUUCAACUUGUGUUGCGGCAAUCGCUAUUUAAUUUUACUGGCACUACUCUGCUCAAGUACAGAAAGUCUUUAUUGUAAGUGAUGUGUCAUUUCUCGGGGUUGCAGUUUCUACUGAUAUCAACUGGCCAUGAAUGUCAAAUAUAUAAUUUAAAUACAUAAUAGUGAAGCACUAAAGCUGGCACCAUUCAGAUCCUGGGUUCCAAUCCAGGCUGCUGCCUGCGAUUGAACCUCAUGUGUAGUGAGUUGAUGGUCCGGUCACCAAUGACUGCACAGGCAAUCUAUCGCAUUACAUUUGGUUCUGUACUCAAUUUGGCUAAAUUCCCGCUGUGAGAAUUCAAAAUAUACUUCGACUGGCAUAUGACGAAUCUCUCUCUCAUAUGCAGCUAACACUUUCCAACUGCAGUAUGCAUCAGUGGAAGCUUUGAGUUGGCUUUUGAAGACUUUUCGAGCAAAGCUUACACACUUAGGUGCAUUUGUUUAAUUUCAUUUGAGCCACUGAAUGUGCUUUGGUUUUAGUAAAUUGUCAUGAUUUUCUGAUGUAUCUGGAAGAGAUUAUUUUGUUGACAUAGCGUUUUGAGGUCACAGAAAUAAUCGUAAAUUAACUCUGGAGGCCAUGUCUGUCUUAGGCAAGUUGUUUCAUUGCUCUCCAUGGGACGCAAGCACUGAUAUUAUGAAUACUAAUUGGCCUUGUUAAAUAUUUCUUUUCUCCAGUGUGUACUAAUUAACAAGGAAAUGAUUAGGACCACAUCUAGUGACAAAACUCUACCAAUAGAAGCCGUAAAAAAAACAUUUAAACAAUACUACAAUUAAAAUAUGCACCAAUGAAAACGAUAUUUCCACAGAAAGUAAAUGCUAAUUUUGUUUAAACAGGGUAAUAAGUACAGUGUGUGGCAUUAAAAGACUACAGAGAUGUCAAAUAUUUUGUUUUACACGUCCAGCAAUUUAUGGUUAAACCAGGAAUUAUUAUUAUUAUUGAUAAACUCGACUGGUUCAUUUAAGACAUAUAUGGAUUCCUCGCUCUGUUUGCCGAGCCGUUUAUGAAUGACAAUUUGCAGAAUUCUACCUUAAACGUUGUGCAGAACUACUGGACAGUCAUUGAAUGUUCCGUUUAUUUAAUUGACAUUGCGAACACAAAACUGAAAUUUCACAUCCUGUCUGCGCAAUGGGGCUGUUACUGACGCAUUAUGCGGGGACUGUUGCAGUAAGCAAGAUCGUGUUCCACCCACGCACAUCUCUUGCAAAUAAACUUCGAAUCCCUGCUAAAUACACUCCACAACCUUCAUCGUUCCAAAGUUUCUGCACUAAAAGACGCGUCUUCUUCUUCUUAGCUGUAAAGACAGCCCAGUUCGUUGACAGUGAAAUGUGAAUCCAUGUUCAUGUUAUGGUUUUUUUUGUCGUUGGUGUUUUAAAUGGUGUGCCUUAAGUAUGUUUCCUUCAAUAAAGAGGAAGUUAAA